CAGCAGACAAUUUCAAGCAAACAAGGCAUAAGAAGCUUGAACCCUUAAAAGAGUCAGUUUCAGACAUAUUCAAUGGCAUCACUUCAGUGCCACAAGCCCGCUCAACAUGCCCCAUCCACUGUCUGUCAAAAAACCACCACUGUGACUUGCCACAAGGCCAACAAUGAGCACCACUCUUACGCUGACAAAAUGAAAGAUAUGACCGUCAAAAUGUUUCACCAUGACAAUCACAAUCAGCAUUCUGCUUGCUACGGCACCAAAACUAACCAAUCUGCUGCAUGCCAUGGCACCAAAACUCAGCAAUCUGCUGCAUGCCACGGCACCAAACCUCAGCAAUCUGCUGCAUGCCAUGGAACCAAACCUCAGCAAUCUGCUGCAUGCCAUGGCACCAAAACUCAGCAAUCUGCUGCAUGCAGUGGAACCAAAACUCACCAAUCUGCUGCAUGCCAUGGCACAAGUGCAACUGCUGCACAUGCUGGGGCUUGUGGAAAGAAAAAGGAAGGGAAUUUCAUGCAUAAGAUGCGUGAUCAAAUGAGAAGCAGGAGGAACAGGAACAAGGACGGAAGUUGCAGCGACGGCAGUGACAACAGCAGCAGCAGCAGUGAUGAGAGCGACGAUGAAAACUGCGGAAGGACCAAGAAGAGAGGGAACUGCUGAUGAAGUAAGCUACAGAAAUCAGACAAGCAAGAGGCCGAAGCUAUAUAAUAAGGAACUUCUGCUGCUCAGUGAAUGCUGUACUUUAUUUAAGAGAAAGAGCUCUUUGUUUGUCUCUAUAUCUGUUACUGUGUGUGUGCGUGAAGUGUGUUCCAUGAAUAAAUGCUAAUAUGUUUAUGUAAUUACACUAUGUCAACUUGUCUACUAAUAAAAGAUGGUUUGUUGUCU
Molecule: messenger RNA, 882 nt
Organism: Nicotiana tabacum (common tobacco)
Lineage: Eukaryota; Viridiplantae; Streptophyta; Magnoliopsida; Solanales; Solanaceae
Source: RefSeq, a predicted model, not a curated record